CGAAAUUCAUCAGGGAGUGAGUUUUUGAGAGGAAUACAUUUAUACUGUUUUUGCUGACUGACACGACUUUUUAAAGUUGGCCAGUGGUGAACAGUCACUACCAUGCAAGCCCCCAACCACUUCCAGGCGGUCAACAUUCUGACCCAGCAACCCAAUGUCCCCCCUCCUGCCCGCUCCCGAUACAGGAAGUUUGACAUCUACCGAGACGUGGGCCAGUUUCGUUUCAUAGAUGAACAUGCCAUCUCAGUAGCCAGCCAAGACCACAAGACUUUCCGGGAUCUAAUAUGGCACCUGGUCUACAGUCAAAAUUACCAGUCGGACUUGGACAAAGCCAGGGCAAUCUUCAGAUGGAUGACUUGCAAGAACAUGUACACAAUCAGUUUUGCCAAUGUUCCCAAAGGAUCCCCAGAAGAAGUGCUGGAGUCCUUCAAAAACAAGAAAGGGACAUACGCCAGAAUAUUUGAAACUCUUUGUGGGCAUGCUGGCCUGUUUUGUACCGUGCUAACUGGAUUUGCUAAAGGUUUGGACUACAGACCAGGGGACAAAUUUAAGGGGACAGAAUACAACCACAGCUGGAAUGCAGUGUACAUAGACAACAACUGGUACCUUGUGGAUUCACACUGGGCCACACGAUACCUCAUCUCUGAGAAGAACAUGCCCGAAAAUCUGGCGUCUCAUCGUACAGUAGCGGUGUAUGAAUAUGACGACUUCUACUUCAUGACUGAUCCUGAGCAGUUGAUUUACAGUCACUGGUCCCAGCGCGAGAAAUGGCAGCUCUUGUCCCGACCCCUCAGUCUGGCCGAGUUUGAGGACCUCCCUCUGGUUAAAUCCUACUUCUUCAAAUGUGGCAUGUACUUCAUGUCCCACCAAAAGGGGGUGGUUCCAACACAGAAGGGAAAAAUCGCCAUCACUGUUGGGUUUGUGAAACCCACUAACUUCACGUACAAGAUUGUCUUUGCUGAAAAUGGAGAAGAGACCUACAAAGGGCAUAAGUUGAAAAGUUACGCCUUGCAGGAGACAUCUUAUAAUGAAGUAACUUUUAUCCUCCGAGCACCAAAGUCAGGUCCAUACUACUUCACCAUCUUUGCCCAACUGCUGACAGGGGAUAUAGGGGUGAAGAAUGUCUUCACUGCUUCUGCAGAGUAUAAAAUCAUUGCAGACACUACUGCCUCAGAUGCCUUGCCUCUGCCCAACUGCUCGGACAGUAACUGGGGCCCAGGGAUUCCCGUCGAUCAGCUUGGCCUGGAACCAUCGCAGAAGGAUGCCAUCAUCACCACCACAGACGCCAAAGUUCAGAUGGAAUUCAAGAAGAACAAACCUGCCUACAUUCUUUGUAAACUCAGAAAGGAUGGGAUGAGAGAUGAGGAUUUGGAGAGAUGUGUGGCAGAUCAGGAAAAGGGAGAUAACAUCGUGGUGACGGCUAAUCUCCCCAUGCCUGGAGAGUAUGGUCUGGAAAUUUACGGCAAUGAUCCAGCAAAAGAUGGGGACACCUACACUCACAUAUGUCAGUACUUUGUCCACUUUGCCCCACCACAAGAUCAGGCCAAGGCCUUUUACCAGGAGGCACCCAAGCGGCACCAGGUACCACCGGCACAGCAAGCUUAUAUUACCAAUGGCUACUCACCAGAUAACACAGGGUUGAACCAGAAUAUGGCCAACUUGAACAUGGGAGGACCAGGCUAUGGAGGAGAAAUUGAUCUGGACAACCUCCCUCCCCCUCCCCCAGAACUUCUCCAGCAGCAAUACUUGUAUGGGACAGUCCCUGACAGCAGGCAGCAGGGUGUGUACAGCCAGUUUGCUCACCCCCAGGGUCAGGCUUCACACGGUUUCACCCCAGGGACUGGGAAUGUGCCCAUGCCUCCCCCUCAGAAGGCAGGGAUUAGCAAUAUUCCCCCAAGCAAGCCUAUUCAGGUUGAAAAGCGUUCUGUUGGACAGCAGCCUCCCACUGCUCCAUCCUCAUUUAAACUGGUUCCCGUCAGAACAGAACAAGAAAAAGCUCCACCACCGGUGGCCCCUUCCACAGCCCCAGCCAGCCAGAAACCAAGCCUGGAUCAGAUUGAUCGCCAGGUUCUACACACAGUAGAUGAUCAUGCCAUACAGGUAUCCAAAAGUGAACAUCCAAGUUUCAGGGAAUUGGUUUGGGAUUUGAUCUUCUCCAAAGACAUCACAAAUGAAAUAGAAAAAGUCCGAGUCAUUUUCCGAUGGUUAGCAACAAAGAAUCUAAAGGAGAUCAACUUUGACAAGGUGGAGAAAGGAAGUCCCGAGGAGGUACUGCUGGGACUCAAGGAGGGAAAAACCACAUACGCAAUGGUGUUUGAUACAAUGUGCAAUUUUGCGGGAUUGCACUCCAGAAUCAUUAGUGGCUAUGCUAAAGGGGCUGAUUACAAACCAGGCAUGAAAUUCACACCAGGCACAAACCAACACUCCUGGAACGCCGUAUACAUCUACGGUACCUGGUGUCUAGUGGACGCCCACUGGGCCGCCAGGAGGAUCAUCGGAAAACCCACUUCUCAGGAGGAGUUCCAUUACCAGCUAGAUGAAUAUUUCUUCCUCCCAGACCCCCACCAACUUAUCUAUACCCACUUCCCAGAUGACCCCCAGUGGCAGCUUUUGGAGAGGCCCAUUACUCUGGAAGAAUUCGAGAACAUGCCUCAUAUGAAACCCCAAUUUUUCAAAUAUGGACUAGAGUUUGUGAGUCAUCGUACAGCAGUGAUUUAUGGACGUGGUGAAUUGAAUGUCAGAUUGAGGUAUCCCGCCCACAAGCUGGCUGUUGCAUUCAACUUCACUGUGCAAUUUGAGAAUGGUGAUGAAGAAUACAAAGGUGCAAAACUGAAUCGGUUUGGCAUGCAGGAGAGUGUUGGGGGCAUUGCUUCCUUCCGCCUCAGGCUACCUGUGAAGGGAUCUUACAUUCUUUACAUCUACGCCAAAGAAGACACACCAGAAAACAAAGAUAAUGUUUACGCUCAAGUCUGUGAAUACAAAAUUGUCCAAGAGGAGGUUUCAGUACCAGAGCCUCAUCCCUUCCCACCUUGUGCUUACCUUAACUGGGGUCCUGGCACGUCUUUCUACAGGUAUGGUCUUGCCACCUACCAGCAAACGGCUCAGAUUCUGACGAGGGACGGAAAGGCCGAGUUACAGAUCCGAAUUCCCAGACAGAUGCAGUUCAUGGCAAAACUGAAACACAAUGAUCGUAGUGAUGCUGACCUUGAAGGCUAUGUUAUUCAUAGGAUUGUUGGAAACACUGUGUAUUUUAACAUCACUGCUCCAAGUCGCGGUGAAUUUGGACUAGAAAUUUAUGCCAAUGACCCAGCAACAGAAGGUUCAACUCUGUACCAUGUGGCCCAGUAUCUGGUGGAAUGUAAUGAAGAUGUGAAAACAGUUCCACUACCGAAGCUGCCUGCAGGUUACUUAGGAGCACAACCUAAAUUCAAUGACUUUGGCCUGAAUACAUUGAGUCAUCAUAUCCCUGUAAUUCACCUUGAAACCAACUCAGUAGAAAUUCAGUUUUCAACUGCCCAGGAAAUGAGAGUAACAGCUAAUCUGAUAGAAGUUGAAAGUGACCGAGAGAUGCCUGAAUUUGUUUUCACCCAGACAAAAGGCUCCGUGGUCAGUUUCCUCGUUAACAUGGCAUCCGUAGGGUUCUACAAGCUACAGCUCUAUGCUAUCCCCAUCAAUGACCCCAACCAACAACUACCAGGGGUUUACAAUUAUCUAAUCAACUGCCAGAGGAAAACCAAAGAAGUGUAUCCUUUCCCCAAGCAGUAUGCUCAGUGGAAAGAAGGAUGCUACAUGUGGGAGCCUCUUGUUGUCCACAAGGAUAUCGGAAAACCUGUUGUCAACUUCCAUGUUCAGAUUCCAAGGGCGGAAGCCGUUGCCGUGGUAACAGAUCAGGAGUGGACCCAUCUUCAGUCUUCACAGCCAGGCAUUUGGCAAGGGGAAGUAAAUUUGGCACCUUACUAUGGUAAAGGAAUAAAGUUCACCUUGAAUGCCAACUUUGGCGGCGAUAAAACUAGUUAUGCAACACUGCUUGAAUAUUCAAUUUAGUUAAGUAUGUCAGUGAUUUAUAGACUAUUAAUUUUUUUGUGAUUAUUUAUGUUAAUCAAACAAUUAAGCAAGCAUAAUGUGUACACCUGCUUAACAAAUAUAAUUAUAUAUUUCUUUCUCAGUUUUUAGAAAUGCUUUUGAAAGUACUUGCAUGUACAUGACAUUUAUAUUUGUGUUGAUGCCUUAAGUGCAGUUCCUGAUUUAAAUGAAACAGCUGAAAUGACUGAACUAUAGAAAAAUAUGAUAUUAUUGUAUUUUUAAACAAAUUUAUCAUCUGUCAACCAUGAUUUUAAGCAUUUAUUGAUAAUACCUACAAUUUUGCAUUGUCAUUUUAUUCUGGGGGAUCAAUUUUUGUUUUCAUUUUCUUGUUGUAGAUGUUAAGUUGCAUCAUUUAUUUUUUGUUUUGCUAGGCUGAUAUCUAUUUUGUGAAAAUUUUUAUAGCUUGUUAAACAAGUGCUUUAAUACAUUGUAUACAUUGUAGUGUUUUAUUGUUAUAAUGAUCAUUGUUCCAGGGGACAUAAUGCUGUAGGAACCUAUUUUGUGCAUGAACGUCACACACAGAGAAUGAAAUAUUUUUUUUUAAUUUUAGAAAUUUGAAAGCUGUUUAAGAGAUGUAUUGUUUUGAAGAGAGUUUUUGUAUUUUGAUCCAAAUAGAAGUCUACAGAAUCUGUUCCUUUGUCUAGUGCAAUCACUUACAUGUAUUUGUAUGUAGCCACAGAUUGAGUACAUUUUGUAAAAGACCAUUAUAUUUCUACAAGCUUUUGGAUAUCGCACCAUUUUUACACUAGUCAUUUCAGUGGGUUUACCAAUUAAUUUUUGGCAUUGUCCAAUAAUUCUAAUUGUAGUUGUAAAAUUCACAUUUUUAUGUCACAUUUAUGUGCUGCAACUGGGAAAUUUGUUUUCAAUCCUUGAUAUUUUUUUUAUUUCACAUUUACAUGAAUAAAAGUUUACUGUAGCAAAUUAUAUGUUAACUCUUGAUAUUAAAAAACACACAUAAAUUAAGCAUUAAUUUUGUGAGGACAUUGCUCUGGAUUUGUUUCCAAAUUUUAUCUAUAUAUACAGUUUUAUUAUGCUGAAACCUAGAUGUGUUCAAAAAAUGCUUCCCUUUUGGAAACAAAAAUGAAAGAUGAAAGUGUACUUUUAAACUGAAAAAGUAUAGAAUUAUUUCCUACCUUCAGAAUCUUUAAUUAUGACUUUUUUAUGUAUGUCUACAACUUAAUAGUCGUAUAGUGAUGGCAUUACACAUUAACUUCUCAAUAUGAAGCAAUAUACAUGUAUAUGUAAACAUGCCUUUUUUUCAUUUCUGUUUUAUAUACAACUGUUGUAAAGUUGUUUGUAGGUAGGAAGUGCUAGGAGUGUUGUUGAGGUCUUGAACAAUCUGUGUCUUUUUAUAAAGCUUUAUAGAAUAGUUUAUCAAUUUGAAGCACAAUAAAGCCAAGCUUAUUAA
Molecule: messenger RNA, 5491 nt
Organism: Saccostrea echinata
Lineage: Eukaryota; Metazoa; Mollusca; Bivalvia; Ostreida; Ostreidae
Exons: 12
Coding region: 103-4044 (1313 amino acids)
Source: RefSeq, a predicted model, not a curated record